Hansenula ciferrii is the source of this 1593-nucleotide messenger RNA. Its product is annotated as Sodium/glucose cotransporter 1. NCBI's taxonomy places the organism in Eukaryota, Fungi, Ascomycota, Saccharomycetes, Phaffomycetales, Wickerhamomycetaceae. Gene Ontology annotation, cellular component: membrane. The coding region runs from base 1 to 1593 and encodes 530 amino acids. The transcript has a single exon. Gene Ontology annotation, biological process: transmembrane transport. The record is from RefSeq and is a predicted model, not a curated record. Gene Ontology annotation, molecular function: transmembrane transporter activity.
AUGGGUCAUUUAUCUCAUCCUGCUGCUAAUGCAAUCUUAUACGUUACUUAUGGUUUACUAUUAAUAAGUGGUGUUAGUAUAGGUUGGAUUUUCCAUGAUAAAAAGACAUUUUUAAACGUUAAUGGUACACAAAAGGGUAUUCCAUUAGCUUUUAAUUUCGUUGCGAGUGGUCUUGGUGUUGGUAUCCUUUCGACUUAUCCUCAAGUUGCAAAUACUGCUGGGUUACAAGGUUUAUUAGUUUAUGCAUUAUGUGGUGGUUUACCAAUGUUAUUAUUUUCAUUUUUAGGGCCAAAAAUUAGAAAACAAUGUCCUGAUGGAUUUGUCUUGACUGAAUGGGUUUUCCAUAGAUUUGGUCCUGUUGCUGGAUUAUACCUUUCUGCAUGUACUAUAUUAACAUUAUUCUUAUUUAUGGUUUCUGAUGUUGCUUCAUUACAAUAUGCUAUUAAUACUUUAACUGGAUUAAAUGCACUUCCUGUUGUUAUUGUGGAAUGUGUUGUUACAAGUAUUUAUACUGCAAUUGGUGGGUUUAAAGUUAGUUUCAUUACUGAUAAUAUUCAAAUUGCUACAGUUUUCAUCUUGAUUAUAAUUAUUUCAUGUGCAAUGGGUACAUAUAUUGAUAUUGAUACUUCAAAAAUUCCAGAAUCUGGUUUAUUAAAAGGUAAUAAAUUAGGUUGGCAAUUAAUUUAUAUCUUAGUUAUUGCAAUUUUCACAAAUGAUUUAUUCAUGUCUGGAUUUUGGUUAAGAACUUUUGCUUCAAAAACUGAUAAAGAUCUUUGGAUUGGUUGUUCAAUUGCUGCAUUUUUAAUGACUUGUAUUGCAGUUAUUGUUGGUAUCCCUGGUAUUAUUGCAGUUUGGGCUGGUCUUGUUGAUGUUGGUGAUGAUGGUGCCUCAGGUGCCUCAUUUUUCAUUAUUUUAACUCAAUUACCUUCAUGGGUUAUGGGUUUUACAUUAGUUUUCAUUGCUGCUUUAUCAACAUGUACAAUUGGUUCAUUACAAAGUGCUUUAACUUCAACCAUUUCAAAUGAUAUUUUCAGAAAUAAGAUCCCAAUCAUGUAUAUUAGAGUUAUUGUUGUAUUAAUUAUUGUACCAGUUAUUGUUGUUGGUUUAAAAGUUGCAGAUGAUGUUUUACAAAUUUAUUUCAUUGCAGAUUUAUUAUCAGCUGCAGUUAUCCCAGUUAUUUUAUUAGGUUUAAGUUCAUAUUUCUAUUUCUUAACAGUAUUUGAAGUUAUUGCCGGUGGACUUGGUGGGUUAUUAACAGUUUUCAUCUUUGGGACAAUUUAUUAUGGUAAUGCCAAAGAUGGUGGUUUAUUAUUGAUUGUUAAUAAUGGUAUCUACGGAAAUGAUUGGAGUGCAUUUGGUGCUUUCGUUGCAGCACCUGUUGGUUCAUUAUUAGCUGCUAGUAUAAUGUUGGGAUUAAGAUUAUUAGUAUUAAAAUUGAUUUCUAAAUCUAGUGGGAAACCAUUCACAGCAUUGGAUAAACCAAAACCAAAAGAUACUAAACCAGCUGAAGACGGUGUUGCUAAGAAGUCUCUUGAUAGUGAUUUGAGCUCAAAGAGUAAAGACCCAGUUCAAGUUUCCACAUCACCAGCAUAA